AUGGCAACUAAGCAGCUCCAGUCUGCGCCUACGCCUGCGAGGCCGAAGAGUGCUAAUGGGAUCAUUAAUGGAACAAGAGCCGGCACAGGAGACUCUCGGGUCGUGGUUAUUGUGUAUGGGCAGGGACAAGAGAAGAUUGUGGCCGUCUUUGCAGACGUGCUUGGGCAACCAUACCGACUGGCUCCGGACUUUUCAGCAGUCGCAGAUGAGGACCAUGGGACCCUGAUAGGGAUAGCUGCCAGUGAUGCGAAGGUUGAUAUUUUGUCCAGGGACAAGCUCCUCAUGGUCGCCAUUAACGCCCACUGUGUGGGCUUGGGAAUGCCUCCGGAUGUCCAACUAUCUACUUCUUGUGACUAUGAAUUCUUAUAUACCGAAACACCAUUUUUCCGGAGGGAUCUAUCCCGAUUUAUUGCGUUUACACUUGGACAAAUUACACACCACGAGGCAUUGAUCACGAAGCCACGGACAUAUUUCAUAUCUACGACCUUCCCCGAUGUCCGGACAGCGCUUUCGAAUUUGGAUAUCCUUUCUGUUGGCUCGGAUGCUGUGGAGUUGCGGGUGGACCUGUUGGAGGAGCCAUUGCCGGACGGGACAGUCAGUGCUGUUCCCAGUCUCAGCUAUGUAGGAGAGCAGGUCAUGCUCUUGCGGCAGAGGACCGAGCUCCCGAUCAUCUUCACGACGAGAUGUAAUCGUGAAAAUGGGCGGUUUCCGAUGGACGACCCCAAUCUGUUCUAUCAAUAUCUCUACCGAGCGAUACAAUGGGGCUGUGAGUAUGUUGACGUUGAAGUUUGGCUCCCAGAGGACAUUCGACGACGCCUGUUUGAGCAACGAGGAAGUAGCCGCAUCAUUUCUGCUUUUCAUGAUUUUUCGGGGGCAUUUAAGUGGCCUUCGCCGCAGGCACAAUCUAUUUUCUCCGAAUGUCGCAAGUACGGCGAUAUCGUCAAGAUGAUCACGGUGAUCAACUCCAUGUCCGAAAACUACGAACUAGAGUACUUCCGCUCGCAAAUCAAGGCAAACAACCCCGAUGGGCCACCAUUAUCAGCUGUCAACAUGGGGCAACUAGGCCAGCUUUCUCGAGCCCUGAAUACCGUAUUCUCUCCCAUCACACAUCCAUUACUGCCUAUAGUUGCAGCUCCUGGUCAAAUGUCUGCAGCAGAGAUAAACGGCGCACUGAGCACAAUGGGUCAACUCCCUAAGAAGAACAUUUACGCUAUUGGAUCCUUUAGGUCUACGCCCCAGGCGGCCUUUUUCGAAAAGUGCUUCAACGAGCUCGGUCUUCCACAUAACUUUAUAAGUGUGGAUCGAGGAUUGAAAGGAUCGGUUGAAGGCCUUUGCCUCCAACCCAGCUUCGGCGGUGCAUAUCUUAACCCCCCUCUACCCGCCACUCAGUCGUAUAUACCCAUGCUUUCAGAUGCAGCGAGGACCAUUGGGGCGAUUGAUACUAUCGUCGUGCGCGGAGAUGGGCCCUCGCCGUUAAUGGGCGACAAUGCAACAUGGAAAGGCAUCCGAGCUACUCUCACCCGGGAUUUUGCGCCGUCAGCUUAUAAAGACCGUGCAGCUAUCAUCAUCUCGAGCUCCAACGACGAUGCGGCGUCAGUGAUCUUCGCCUUAAGGAGUUUGAAUAUUGGGAAGAUCUAUACUGUUGGCUUCAAAGCCCAUGGACCUUUAGGAGCCGGGGUGGAGCCAUUUACAUCCAUCGAGAGUGUCCAGCGCGUUAAUCACCCUUUUGCCAUCAUUUCUGCUCUGUCGCCAGAAAAGUCGCAUCUUGUCCAGCCCCUCUUGAGACACUUUUCCUUCAAUAGCAGGAAGGCAGCGAACACCGGAGUUUCGGGGGUUGGGGGCAAAGGCAAAGUCUUCGUCGACUUAGCAAAUGGCGCGAGGAAAAGCGACCCCCUCGCGGUCGCAGAACAGUGUGGAUGGACGGCAUAUGGCGUAGCUGAUACAACUGCAUUUACGACGGUGGAAACAUUAAGGCUUCUUGUUGGGCAGAACGUGCCGUAUAGCUUUGUUAGAUUGGCCAGCGGGAGGGGACUUUAUUGA
Molecule: messenger RNA, 2040 nt
Organism: Venustampulla echinocandica
Lineage: Eukaryota; Fungi; Ascomycota; Leotiomycetes; Helotiales; Pleuroascaceae
Product: Aldolase
Exons: 1
Coding region: 1-2040 (679 amino acids)
Molecular function (GO): 3-dehydroquinate dehydratase activity
Source: RefSeq, a predicted model, not a curated record